Molecule: messenger RNA, 2821 nt
Organism: Poecilia reticulata (guppy)
Lineage: Eukaryota; Metazoa; Chordata; Actinopteri; Cyprinodontiformes; Poeciliidae
Gene: plek
Product: pleckstrin
Biological process (GO): actin cytoskeleton organization; intracellular signal transduction
Cellular component (GO): plasma membrane
Source: RefSeq, a predicted model, not a curated record
AUGGGGCGUGAGAGAGAGAGGAAGAGAGUGAUAUAGACAGAGAGAGCAAUAGAGAGAGAGAGAAAAGGGGGUGGCAGAGGGAGUAGGUUAAAUGGAUAUGAAAUGCUUUUGACAGUCACUAAAAAGUGACAAGUUGCAGCAGACAGCAGCAGAGAGCCCAAUAAUGGAGCCACAAGAGAUCAGAGAAGGAUACCUUGUUAAAAAGGGUACAGUGCUGAACUCCUGGAGUGCAGUGUGGGUGGUGUUGUCAGAAGAUGGCUUGGAUUACUAUAAAAAGAAAACAGAUCACUCACCGAAAGGGAUGAUCCCACUGAAAGGAGCAACACUCAUCAGUCCCUGUCAAGAUUUUAACAAGAGAACGCUGGUCUUCAAGAUCACUACAGAGAGGAAACAAGAUCACUUCUUUCAAGCCUCACACGUGGAGGAGAGAGAACUUUGGGUGAAGGACAUUAGGAGAAUCUUAUCCUGCCUGAACAAUGGGAAAAAGUUUGCUAGAAAGUCCACCAGACGCUCCAUUCGCCUGCCAGAGACAGUCAACCUUGCUGAGCUGUAUGCGCUGAUGAAAGACCAGGACGACGGAGUGAAGGAGUUAAAACUUGAGCAAGAUAAUCAAAUUUUCAACCACUGCUUCAGUGGUGCGACGGUAAUAGAGUGGCUGAUUUCGAAAGGGAAGGCAAGAAAUAGGCCAGAGGCACUCAUGCUAGCAACGGGGCUUCUGACUGAGGGCUUCCUCCAGCCUGCAGAUGACCUGUCAAAGGAGGGGGCAGAAGGCGGAGAGCAAACAACCUUCUUAGAACAGACAAAAGCUCUCUACUACUUUACAGACAGUGGGUUCUUCUGUGAAGGCUACUCCAGUGACGAAGAUGUUCUGCUGAAGGACGAAUUCAGGGGAAACAUCAUAAAACAAGGCUGCUUGCUCAAACAGGGACACAGAAGAAAAAACUGGAAGGUACGAAAGUUCAUACUUCGAGAUGACCCCGCUUAUAUGCACUAUUAUGAUCCUUCAAAGGGCGAUGACCCUUUAGGCUCAAUACAUCUCCGAGGAGCUGUGGUUACAGCUGUGGAGUACGUGCCUGAUGCCAAGAAGUACGACGUUGACGGCAACCUCUUUGAGAUUAUCACUUCAGAUGAGACUCACUAUUUCCUGCAAGCUGCAACAUCUGAAGAAAGAAAGGAGUGGAUCAAAGCAAUACAGACGGUGUCAAAAAGUGGAAAGUAAUGAAAGCAGUGAAGCAACAGGGGAAUAUCUGUCAACCACAGCUGUACCGAAACUGAUGUACUAUAAAACUUUUAUGCUCUUGUCUUUCAUUGUGAAGCAAGUAGUGAAUUUCACUUUUAUACACACGUUAUAUUUAUGCUUCUUUAUGCUAAAUUAAUGACAAUUUUUAUAGGAGGAAAAAAAGAAUCCUGAAGAAGUACUAUCUGUUAAUACCAGAUGAAUACUUUUAAAAAGCACUCUUAUGUAUUUGCAUAACUUAGACUUGCAAGUUAAAUGGACACAUGCUUUUGUUUGUGGAGAUGCAUAUCUCUGUCCUUUAUAUGAAAUAUUUAAAUAAGCUGGUUUGUGGACCAUUGAAGCAACAGGUUUUUGUCUUUUUUUCUAAACCAGUUUCACGCCUACAGAAUAAUUGCCUCAAUUAAAAUUUACAUGCAGCGGCAGUAAAACGUACUUCCUUGGAACAACAAACUGUUUUAACCUAUUUAUACCUAUUAUUAAUUCACAGUAGUUUCCCUUCCUCUUUGUUCAGUUUCAAAAAGUGUGAGAUAGUUGCUGUUAGCACACAAAUGCUUGGCUUCUGGGUGUGAACAAAGUCUGAGUUGCAUUCUGUCUUCACUGUUGCACAGCCACUGUGUAGCAUAGUGUAUGCCUGCUGCAUUUGUGUGACAGUUUAUCAGCGACAAAAAUGACUAGUUUGAGCUGGGGCAUGACUAGAUGGAAAAAAAAACCCACAGCAGAGAUGUCCACAUAUUUCAACAGAAGGUUUAAGGGCAGCUCAAAGUUGUUUGUUUGCAAAGCAGUAGCUUCAGACAAUACUACUUGUUUGACUUAAGGUUUGCUUUAAAUGUAAGUAUAGAAUAUGAAAAAUAAGCAGUACAUAUCUGUUGCCUGUCCUGUAAGAUUUAAACAUAUUGAGUGCAUUAUUGAUUGUGUGACCUUUCUAAAUUUAGCUAUGAAGUCUAAAGCCUAUUUUUUAUAACAGUAAUCCAACAUCAGGGGUGUAACUUAGUUUAAAGUACAACUGUUUGCUUUUUUGUGCUUUUCUGUUUGAAGCAAGUGACUAAAUGCUUUGAAUAAGUGAUAAAGUGGCGAUAUUUAUUUAAAUUAAAUCCACAUAGGAUUUCUGUAAGAGGUGACCGAUUUCUGUUGCUGGCAUUAGUUUUAACCACAACAUCUUUUGUAAAGAAUUCAUUGUCGUUCAUGGAGGCAUGUCAAAUGUCUUGAAUAACAUCGUCACGUCUAUGCAGCCAGACUCACUGACACCUAACACCCACUGACUUUCUCAGAUAAUGGUUUCAGCUUUGUGUUAAAAUAGUCUUGAUUACAGACUGCUAAAGCACACAGUGCAGGCUGUGUAUCACACCGCUGACAGUAAGCAAAUAACAAUACAGAAGUCUGAUAUAUCAUAAUUGGAACCCUGGGAUUGAGUGGUUUGCAGAGACUUUUGCAACAUUUGGCUGUACAAAACAAAACGAAAACAAAAGCAAUGCAUCUCUGUGAACAUCUUGGAGGAUGCAAUGACGACCACCAACGCUGUUGAUUUUAUUGCUCAUUCAAAUUUAUUACUUUCUGUGUGAAAAUUACUAAAAUAAACCAAACUAA